AUGAAAGGGGCCCUAUCGCCGUCAGACAGCGAAACAAAUAACGUUUCAUUGACAAUAGACUCAUUGAGCGCAGUCUCCCCAUUCACCGCGGAUAACACACGGGGAAGCAUAAUUCUCACACCAGACCUAGUAUUGGGGUCAUCCUCAACAAGUUUUAUCUCAUGCUCUCCCCACAAAACGCCCCCAGUCCCGCCAACCAAGCCGCACUCAAACGAGCUCAUCGCUUCAAUCCCUUCCCGCCAAGGGUUCACCCCAGAGCUACCAGACACGUGCUUCCAUCGCCUGCGCGCCGAACUAGCCUCCCACUCCCAGAGCGAGUUGAUCAACGUACCCAUGGAGCAACGACAGCGACAGCAGAACCACAUCAAGUUGAGGACUAGAUUGCGGGCUUGGGAAUCGCCUGCCUUGGCGCCUAUACCUAGUUCACGUGCAAGCUCAGCAAGAGGACCCGGCAACGGCAGCGACCUCAGCCAUAGCAACAGCAAUGGUAGCAGUCCUGGAAACCAAGCCGGACGGGUCAUCACCGCCGAGGGAGUUGUCCUAGGCGCCAAUCUGGAUCGAUACUCCAAUGGUAUAGAAAUUGGAGAGUCCCAGGCCCAGGGGGAACGAGGAAGGAAGGCUGAGCGUGGUGAGACAGAUCAUGUUAUGAGUUUUAUGCAGUAUGCUGGGAGACCGGAUGAUCGGGGCUUGGGGAACGAGCUUGUAAACACAACAAGUGGCCAUACUUCCAAUCUCCAGGGACGUGGGAGCAGUGCGUCCAGGUCGGGGCCUAGGCCCGCGGAGCGCAGUUUGGAAGAUGAUAUUGCGGCUGCGGAGGGUAAUGUUGACGUCCCGCCUGCUUAUGAGGCGGAAGAGGGCGCCCCUGGACACGAAAUCAAGUCUCCGUCUGGGAGGAUGGGUAUGAGCCCAAGAGGGGGGGUUUGA
Messenger RNA from Penicillium hordei, 924 nucleotides. RefSeq lists its product as uncharacterized. The record is from RefSeq and is a predicted model, not a curated record. Bases 1 to 924 code for a protein of 307 amino acids. Lineage: Eukaryota; Fungi; Ascomycota; Eurotiomycetes; Eurotiales; Aspergillaceae. The transcript is spliced from 2 exons.